AUGGCCAAAUCUUUGGGUGAAGAAAAGGUUAGACACAUACCUCAAGAUCUUGCAUCAUUAGUUUUGUCAAAACUUCCUUUAAAAUCUUUAAAGCGUUUUGAAUGUGCACACAAAACAUGGUCUCUCUUAUUUGAAAACCAUGUUUUCAUCACCAUGUUCAGGGAUAAUUUCACAUCUAUUUCUCACUCCUACUAUGAUGAUACAUCACUCAUCAUACAACAGCUUGUCCAUAAAGGUCGCAGCACUGUGUCCAUUUUGCAUUUACUGUCUAGUCAGAGCUUUGAGAAUAGACUAAAAUUGGACUUGCCAACUCCACUACAAACGGAGCACCCUAUGUUUUAUAUUUUGUAUUCUAGCACUAUUAACGGAACACUUUGCCUUUCCAAAGGCGAUAAAACAUUUGUAUUGUGGAAUCCAACAACAGAUGAAGUCAAUGUCAUUCCUCCCAGUCCUAGGGAUUCUGUGUCACCUGACAGCGCUAUGAUUUCUUUUCAUGGAUUUGGUUAUAACCGUGUUAGAGAUGACUAUACGAUUAUUAAGUGUCUAAAUAAUCCUAAAGCAUGGGAGAUUUAUAGUCUAAGAUGUAACACUUGGAAAAAACUUGAUGUCAAUAUGCCUUCGCGGUCAUACUACAGAGAUCUAUUAAACACGAAUGAUGGAAUAUGUCAUUGGUUGUCUGAAACUGAUGAUCAACUUUGCUUGGUAUCAUUUGACCUCAGCAGCUAUGUAUUUUUAACAACAAGCACGCCCAUAAUAAUGAAUCAAAUAGAUUUUGAGGAUCCCAAUGAUUAUGGUAUGAUGGCACUAUUGGUGAUGUUAAAUGGGUCCAUCGCUUUGAUCUCUUGUUAUGUAGGCAAGACUACCUUUGACAUAUUAAUUUUAGGUGAACUUGGAGUGAGUGAAUCAUGGACUAAACUCUUCACUAUUGGACCUUUGCCCUCCUAUAUUGAGGAACCUAUUGGAGUAGGGAAGAAUGGUGAUAUAUUCUUCGAAAAAAUAAACGAUGGAAAAUUAGUCUGCUAUGAUUUAAGUACACACAUGUUUGAGGAAAUCAGUCUUGAAGAACCACCAUCAAAUAGAAUAACUUACAAGAAAAAGUGGUUUAUCGAAUUGGAUCACACAUUAGUUGGUUUUCUUGUUUUCAACUAA
This is a messenger RNA of Medicago truncatula (barrel medic), 1149 nucleotides long. RefSeq names its product F-box/kelch-repeat protein At3g23880. The record is from RefSeq and is a predicted model, not a curated record. NCBI's taxonomy places the organism in Eukaryota, Viridiplantae, Streptophyta, Magnoliopsida, Fabales, Fabaceae. The transcript has a single exon. Bases 1 to 1149 code for a protein of 382 amino acids.